Molecule: messenger RNA, 1569 nt
Organism: Daktulosphaira vitifoliae (grape phylloxera)
Lineage: Eukaryota; Metazoa; Arthropoda; Insecta; Hemiptera; Phylloxeridae
Gene: Nadk2
Product: NAD kinase 2, mitochondrial
Exons: 3
Coding region: 10-1149 (379 amino acids)
Biological process (GO): NAD+ metabolic process; NADP+ biosynthetic process
Cellular component (GO): mitochondrion
Molecular function (GO): NAD+ kinase activity
Source: RefSeq, a predicted model, not a curated record
GGGAUCUAAAUGAUUAUCAAAAGAACUUUUAAACAAAUUAGUGUUGGGCGUAGAUAUAUGCAACUAUGGAAAGGAAAAAAAGUGUUAAUGGUUGCAAAAUAUUCAAGGGUAGAACGUGAACAACUUGAAAACCAAAAUAUUCCAGAAAAACAGCUAUUAAACCAGUUAAGUGCUCAAGGUGUCAAUCUUAAAACGGUGUUAGAUACACACAAUGAGCAUUAUAAUGUUGUCAAAGAAGUAAAAGCAGCUAUAAAACAAUUGGAUGUUGAAUCAAAAAUAAUAAGUUUAAAGGAUAUAAACACUACUGCAGUUUCAUGGGCUGAUGUUUUAAUUGCUAUUGGUGGUGAUGGUACAUACUUAGUUAUGUCAAGUUAUGUUCAAGAUAAUUCUAAAGAAGUUGUGGGCAUUAAUUCGAAUCCUAGUUCUUCACUCGGUUAUUUAUGUUUACCAUCUGUAUGUUCACAAAACAUUGAAAGAACCUUUGAUAUGUUGGAAAAACAAAAAUUCACAUAUAUUAACCGAACCAGAAUUAGAGUUUCUAUGAAAUGUGCUGAAAAAAAAAUUGAACCUCCUGUAAAUAUGUAUCAAGAUUUUUUAAAAAUUAAGCCAGACUCUCAUUCAACUCAUGACAUGUUGGCUCUUAAUGAAGUCUUUAUUGGUGAUAAAAUGCCUGGACGUACAUCUGAACUAGAAUGUAAAUUUGAUCAUGAUGACCCAAUAAAGAUUAAAUCAUCUGGCCUUUGCAUCAGUACUGGAACUGGGUCAAGUGCUUGGAGUUAUUCUUUAAAUAAAAUUAGCAUUGAUCAAGUUAGAAGACUUUUUAAGUAUGGGAAAGUAAAUUUAUCUAAAAAAGAAUGCGAGGAAAUGGUUAUUAGGUAUAAUAAAAGUUUAGUAUAUAGCCCUUCUUCUGAUAAACUCAAGUACACGAUAAGAGAACCGACUGGAAAAUUAUUAUGGCUUGCUGAUGGAUUAAUAACUUCUGAUGAAAUUAAAAAAGCAAUUGUUGAAAAUCAUUGUGAAGAAGGAUGUAUUAUAUUGGACGGAUUUUUAAUCUAUGUUUUUCCAAAAGGAGCUCAAGCUGUUCUUAGUUCAAAACCUGAAGAUUCAAUUAGAUCUGUUUGGAUAACAGACCAUGAUUUAAAAAACUGACCUACCAUGAAGUAGUUUAUAUUAAAUCAUUUUUACAAUUAUAUGUAUUUUUUUAUUGUCCUCAAAUUAAAAAAUGACUCUCCUGAAUUUGUUUUAAAAAUAAUUUCAUUGUCUGUCAAUUAUUUCUAAAAUAUAACCUAUCAUUAAGGAGUUAAAAUUAUAUGAAAAUUAUGUAAUUCAUUGUUUAAUAAUUUUGUUGUGAACUUAUAUUAUAUAAGUUUAUGUUGCAAGUCAAUUGAUUAUAUUCAAUGUGGUUUAUAUCAGAAUAAAAAUAUAUAACUGAAUGUUAAUUAUAAUAAAUUCGAAGAUAUUAAUUAAUAAUGACAUAAUAGUAUUUAAUGAUUUAGUAUGACUUUAACAUUGUAUUUUAUUAUAUAAAUUUUUAAAUAUAUUUAUACACAGGGUAAUUUACUAAGCAUC